Molecule: messenger RNA, 2771 nt
Organism: Parasteatoda tepidariorum (common house spider)
Lineage: Eukaryota; Metazoa; Arthropoda; Arachnida; Araneae; Theridiidae
Gene: eEF2
Product: eukaryotic translation elongation factor 2
Biological process (GO): translational elongation
Cellular component (GO): cytosol; ribonucleoprotein complex
Molecular function (GO): GTP binding; translation elongation factor activity; ribosome binding
Source: RefSeq, a predicted model, not a curated record
UUCUUAUUUUUCUUCAUAGAUUUUACUUCAGUUUGGCAACCGAAAUUUCCGGUCUUUCUUCAUGAUCCGCUUUUAACCGCGGUAGGCAGAUUUUCUCUCUCAUUUAUUACUACAGUGUCAAGAAAUACUAAAUCAAGAUGGUAAAUUUUACUGUAGACGAAAUUCGUGGUCUCAUGGACCGGAAGAAGAACAUCCGGAACAUGUCAGUCAUUGCUCACGUAGAUCAUGGUAAAUCAACUUUAACAGACUCUUUAGUUGCCAAGGCUGGUAUUAUUGCUGGUGCCAAGGCUGGUGAAACAAGAUUUACAGACACUCGUAAAGAUGAACAAGAACGAUGUAUUACCAUUAAAUCUACUGGCAUAUCAUUAUAUUUCAAGUUAGAUGAGAAAGAUUCUUUAUUUAUUAAAGAUGACCAACAGAAAGAAAAAGAUGAAAAUGGUUUUUUGAUUAAUCUGAUAGAUUCUCCUGGUCACGUUGAUUUUUCAUCUGAAGUUACUGCUGCCUUGAGAGUUACUGAUGGUGCUCUUGUGGUUGUUGAUUGUGUUAGUGGUGUAAGUGUACAAACUGAAACUGUCCUUAGACAAGCAAUUGCUGAACGUAUUAAGCCAGUAUUGUUCAUGAAUAAAAUGGAUUUAGCUCUCUUAACUUUGCAAUUGGAACCUGAAGACAUGUAUCAAGCUUUUGCUAGAAUUGUUGAAAAUGUUAACGUUAUAAUUGCCACUUAUUCUGAUGAAACUGGACCUAUGGGCAAUAUCAAUCUGGAUCCAUCUAAAGGAAAUGUUGGUUUUGGGUCUGGUCUUCAUGGUUGGGCUUUUACCCUAAAACAGAUUGCUGAAAAGUAUGCUGAAAAAUUUAAAAUAGAUGUUGAGAAAUUAAUGAACAGGCUUUGGGGUGAAAAUUUCUACAAUGCAACUACCAGAAAGUGGGCUAAGAAAGCUGGUGAAGGAUACACUAGGUCUUUUGUCAAAUUUGUUUUAGAUCCUAUCUACCAGGUAUUCAAUGCUAUCAUGAAUUACAAAACAGAAGAAAUAGCCACAUUGUUAGAAAAGAUCAAUGUUGUACUGAAAGGAGAUGAUAAGGAUAAGGAUGGCAAAAACUUGUUGAAGGUUGUUAUGAGAACUUGGUUGCCUGCUGGAGAUGCUCUUCUUCAGAUGAUAGCCAUUCACCUUCCAUCACCUGUCACUGCUCAGAAAUACAGAAUGGAGCUUCUGUAUGAAGGACCUCAUGAUGAUGAGGCAGCUGUUGCUAUCAAGGGUUGUGAUCCCAAUGGUCCUCUUAUGAUGUAUAUAUCUAAGAUGGUACCAACAUCUGAUAAGGGUAGAUUUUAUGCUUUUGGACGUGUGUUUUCUGGAACAGCUAAUUCUGGUCAAAAAGUAAGGAUUAUGGGACCAAAUUACAUUCCUGGCAAAAAAGAGGACUUGGCUGAAAAGAACAUUCAGAGAACUGUACUCAUGAUGGGACGAUACGUAGAACCUAUUGAAAAUGUACCUUGCGGAAAUAUCUGUGGUUUAGUAGGUGUUGAUCAGUAUAUUGUAAAGACUGGCACUAUUACAACAUUUAAAGAUGCUCACAACAUGAGAGUUAUGAAAUUCUCAGUCAGUCCUGUUGUCAGAGUUGCUGUAGAACCAUUGCAUCCAUCUGAUCUGCCAAAACUUGUUGAAGGUCUAAAACGAUUGGCUAAGUCUGAUCCUAUGGUGCAAUGUCACAUUGAAGAGUCUGGUGAACACAUUGUUGCUGGAGCUGGUGAACUACAUUUAGAGAUCUGUUUAAAAGAUUUAGAAGAAGAUCAUGCUUGCAUUCCACUUAAAAAGACUGACCCAGUGGUAUCUUACAGAGAAAGUGUACAGUCAGAAUCUGGCAUUAUGUGCUUAUCUAAAUCUCCUAAUAAGCACAACCGUCUUUUCAUGAGAGCAUCACCAUUGCCUGAUGGUCUCCCAGAAGAUAUCGACAAAGGCACUGUUAACACCAAGGAUGAUUUCAAGGCUAGGGCUCGAUACCUUGCAGAAAAGUACGAGUGGGAUGCAACAGAAGCUAGAAAGAUUUGGUGUUUUGGACCUGAAGGCACUGGACCCAACUUGCUAGUAGAUGUAACCAAGGGAGUACAAUAUCUAAAUGAAAUCAAGGAUAGUGUAGUAGCUGGAUUCCAAUGGGCAACUAAAGAAAGUGUGUUGUGUGAAGAAAAUAUGCGUGGUGUCAGAUUUAAUAUUUAUGAUGUUACAUUGCAUGCUGAUGCUAUCCACAGAGGCGGUGGUCAGAUAAUUCCCACAGCUAGACGUUGCUUCUACGCUGCUAUGUUAACAGCUGAACCUCGUAUGAUGGAGCCUGUCUACUUGGUGGAAAUUCAAUGUCCUGAAUCUGCCGUUGGUGGUAUUUACGGUGUAUUGAACAGAAGGAGAGGUCAUGUUUUUGAAGAAUCCCAAGUUGUAGGCACUCCUAUGUUUAUUGUAAAAGCUUACCUACCUGUAAAUGAAUCUUUUGGAUUUACUGCAGAUUUGCGCUCUAAUACUGGUGGACAAGCAUUCCCACAAUGUGUAUUUGAUCACUGGCAGAUCCUUCCUGGAGACCCCAUGGAUGGCAAAUCCAGGCCUUACACUGUUGUCAUGGAAACAAGAAAGCGUAAAGGAUUAAAAGAAUCACUACCAGAACUUGACCAAUAUCUAGAUAAAUUAUAAAUGGACUCUUAAUUUAAAAAAAAAAACAAAAAAAUCUAAACUAGACAGCUGUUAUUUGUAAAGAUUGGUGAAUUGCGAGAAAUAAAGUGCUGACUAGAA